Messenger RNA from Ostertagia ostertagi, 639 nucleotides. The record is from the annotation of a GenBank genome assembly. NCBI's taxonomy places the organism in Eukaryota, Metazoa, Nematoda, Chromadorea, Rhabditida, Trichostrongylidae.
AUGCUUGGAAGCCGCAAAGGUGUCAAUCUUCCUGGAACUAUUGUCGACCUACCAGCUAUUUCUGAUAAGGAUAUUCAGGAUCUGAAAUUCGGCAUCGAACAAGGCGUCGACAUUGUUUUCGCCUCUUUCAUUCGUAACGCGGACGGAAUUCGUACCAUUCGAAAGGUUAUGGGUGAAAAAGGCAAGGACAUAAAAAUCAUUGCAAAGAUCGAGAACCAGGAAGGUAUGGAUAAUGCUGAUGAGAUUAUUGCGGAAUCCGAUGGUAUUAUGGUGGCCAGAGGUGAUCUCGGAAUUGAAAUCCCUGUCGAGAAGGUGUUCCUUGCCCAGAAGAUGUUGAUCGCCAAGUGCAACAAAGCUGGUAAACCAGUCAUUUGUGCCACCCAAAUGCUGGAAUCUAUGGUGAAGAAACCGCGCCCAACUCGCGCCGAAGGCAGUGAUGUUGCCAACGCGGUUCUCGAUGGAGCGGACUGUGUGAUGUUGUCAGGUGAAACAGCAAAAGGAGACUACCCUAUCGAGGCUCUGAAGAUCAUGCAUUUCAUCUGCAAGGAGGCAGAAGGCUGCUUGCUACCAUCGCAGAUUCUUCGAAGAAAUUAUCAUAAACACCCCAAGACCAACCGACGUGACACAAACUAUCGCUAA